AUAUUUCUUUAACUUCUUUUCCAAACCAAUUGGUUCAACUUUAUCACCCUUAACUAUGACCUGAGAUGAAAAAUGAACCUAUGGCGCAUGCAUGAAUCACCUCCCUGACUCUGAAAUAGCCCUGUGAGGAAACCCUGUCUAUGCUUAAAGGGAAGUGAAGACUUGCUUGUGCAGCACUUUGUUUUUCUUUUCAUGCAGACACCACUGUCAGCACAUACACUUGUACCAUGAACCACUCGGCUAAGCUGUCUUCUUCAGAGGAAAUGGCUCCUGAGGAGUUUGACGGUGGGACAGCAGUGGCUUGUGUGAUCCUGGGCCUGUCCUUCCUGGUUGGGGCUCCGGGGAACCUGCUGGUUAUCUGGACUAUCCUGAGACACAUCAAGCAGCGUUCCCACACUGUGUUGCUCAUCCUGCAUCUGGCUGUUGCAGACCUGCUUGUCCUCAUCACCCUGCCUGUGUGGAUCUACUCCCUGGCCCGCUCGUGGGUGUUUGGGGAAGCCACCUGCAAAGCCAUGGUGUUCGUGAUCAACGCCUGUAUGUACAGCAGUGUUUUCCUCAUUACUCUCAUGAGUGUGGAGCGUUUUGUUGCUGUGCGUUAUCCCUUUGCCUCAGCUGACUGGAAGAGAAAAAAAGCACUGAGUAAAGUACUGCUGGCCCUGUGGACUGCGGCCUUCUUGUUCAGCACACCUGUCAUCCCAACCCAGGUUAUAGGGAACAUAUCUGGCGAGGACCAUUGUCUCUACAGGGAGUUCAAGUCGCUGACCCAGGAGCUGGUGUGUGUGCUGCUCGAAACACUGGUUGGCUACAUCUUACCCUUCUCCAUCCUGGUGGUCUGCUACGGCUGCCUGUGCAGCCGAAUUACUCAGAUGACCUUCAAGUCUAAGCGCAAGUCUACGGUCUUGAUCGCCAGUGUGGUGGUGGUGUUUGCCAUUUGUUGGACACCUCAUCACAUAGGAAAUAUCCUCUCACUCAUCUACCUGGGCAUUGAGAAGUCCUACCCCAAUACAGCAAAAAGCCUGGACAGUGUCAGGGAAACCAUGACCUUCAUCGCUGGAGCCAUGGUCUUCAUCAGCAGCACUGUUAACCCCAUUCUCUACAUGUUUGCAGCUCGCUCCUUCCGGAGCUCCCUGCGUGACACCGGCAUCCAGAAGCUCUUCCGCCACAUCUCCAGCACCUCCCCAGGUGAGGGCAACAGAGAGUUGUCCUUUGUGUCCAAGAGACAAAGCAAUCAGACCAAUAGUUCCCAGUGUCUGUCUGAGUUAAAAGACUAAAUGGACAUAUAAAUAGAAAUGUGUGAAAACAACCCAUCCUAAUACUGAAAAUCAAUUGUGUAUGUGUUUGCAUGUAUAUAAACAGUAUAUUCUUGUGUAUAUUGUAUGUAUUUUUUGGUUUCUUUGUCUGAAAUGAAGCUCAUUUUAUAUCAAAUUACAACAGGUAUGUGAGGUAUUUGUUCAACUCUGUAAAGUGUUUACUGUGUCUUUUUAAUAGUGACAAUAGAAAAUAUAUUUAUAAAUAUGUUAUUGGUGUAAACUUGAUCUACUUUACUUUUCCUUUACUUUGUACCAUGUAGUAUUGAUAAAUAGUACAACAAAUAAUAGUAUAUACAUAAGACAAGUUUUUGUAAAAAAAAAAAAUACAGUUGAUGCCAACAAAGGGAAUUUGUAUUUAUUUGAUUAUUGACUCUUUAAUUUUUUUUUAACUCCCUGUAUGUGUGGGUACAUGAUUAGAUUGAGGACAGCAGGAAGGAGCCACUAUUUAGAUUUUAUACAAUAUAUAAUAUAUGCUAUUAUGUCAUUGGCUGUCAUGAUGGAAACAAGACUUUUUCCAAUCUUGCUGUCUCGUUCUGUCUUGGGGAACUCUAACAUCUCCGAAACAGUCUUUAUAUAAUUGUGAGACCAUUAAGUCGGUUAACAAAAAAUGUGCUCAACUCACCAAAUGCAGUUUUUUUUUUUAAUGUUAUGAAAAUGUUUAAGAAUAUUACUAUUGUAAAAAUGUUUUUCACCCAUGACAAAUUAGCUAUGGCAACAAUUGUCUUGGUAUCUCACUACAGACAACAGUCAUGCUUUCAACUUCCUCUCUCAAUGUGAAGAUUGCAAAAUGAAGAGAUGCAUGUUCCCUCUGUUGAGCACAAAAAGCGGAAUCAUGUCUUAAUGUUUGCCACAGUCUUAUAAAACUCAAACCCACACAUUUAAGCAAGAGAGUUUCAUGUCAGCUUAUUUGCUGAUAUUUUUAAAUGCAUAUGUCGGUUGGAUAUUUAUAAAGUACUCCUAUCACGGCAUGCUGAAAUUGUCUGUUGCCAUGAUUGCACAAAAGUUGCCCUCACCAAUUGACUCAACUAGCAAUGUCAGCACUGUGCUUUCACUUAUGGAUAAUAUAUAUUCUUAUUUCACCUUUCCACUGAACGUCUUAAUUCUUAUUUUAUAUCUCAAGGUACAUAUUCUUUUUUUCAGCACUGCUUGGCUUCAUAUACCUUACAAACAUUUAUAACCUGUGUGUUGGCACUGAGCAUCUGCACUUGAGCCGUUGAGGUUUUAGUGCCAUGUUAUGCUCAAGAGCAUUUGUGGAAGGAACCAACAAAGAGUAUUUCCAUCCAUUUUGCAAAUUUGACCAAAUUUUGGUCCAUGAAUCGGCCCCCAUUAGCUUGUUCUUAUAAAGUAUAUAAACAUGCAUGUUAUGCCACUGUGAAUGGAUCUUGCUUCUGACAAUGAGAGAAUCUAACAGGGAGUUUCCCAAGUGAGUUCCCAAUAAGUGUGCUGCUGCUGCUUACGUUCACCUUCUGAGCAGACAGUGUCAUGGAGGUGUUAUCACAUAGUGCUUUGUGGUUAUAUUUGUUAUUAUUAUCAUAGAUUUUAUAC
Thunnus maccoyii (southern bluefin tuna) is the source of this 2855-nucleotide messenger RNA. RefSeq lists its product as uncharacterized. The record is from RefSeq and is a predicted model, not a curated record. Gene Ontology annotation, cellular component: membrane. The transcript has a single exon. Gene Ontology annotation, molecular function: G protein-coupled receptor activity. Gene Ontology annotation, biological process: G protein-coupled receptor signaling pathway. NCBI's taxonomy places the organism in Eukaryota, Metazoa, Chordata, Actinopteri, Scombriformes, Scombridae. Bases 228 to 1271 code for a protein of 347 amino acids.